Molecule: messenger RNA, 270 nt
Organism: Opisthorchis viverrini
Lineage: Eukaryota; Metazoa; Platyhelminthes; Trematoda; Opisthorchiida; Opisthorchiidae
Exons: 3
Coding region: 1-270 (89 amino acids)
Molecular function (GO): acylphosphatase activity
Source: RefSeq, a predicted model, not a curated record
AUGUCGCGGCUUCGUAAGUGCGAUUUUGAAGUUUUUGGUCGUGUGCAGGGUAACGAGUGUGCCAGAAAACUCGAUCUUGUUGGCUGGAUAAAGAACACAGAAAAUAACACAGUUUGCGGGACAUUCGAAGGGAGUGAAGAAUCGGUGAACCUAUUCAAGAAGUGGUUGGCAACUACAGGAAGCCCUAAGUCACGGAUAGAUAAAUGUGAGUUCAGCUCUGAGCAGUCUAUCGCUGAGAGAAACUUCAAGGAAUUUGUCAUUCGCCGCUAA